AUGGCCACUCCUGCCUCGCCGCCCAAGACGGCCAAGAUCAACUCACCGACAGCUGGAAAACCCAUGUUCGGUUGCGAACAUCUCGGACGCCUCCUGACAUCCAGCCAAGAUAACCUCAACCAGAGCUUCGGCCAUUAUAGGCUUAUGCUUCGCAAAAUUUUCGACAGCCCGACAGGACCGCUGCAAGCAACCAAGGAUACUAACGGAAGCGCCUCCUAUACACUCACCUCCAAUUAUCUCUGCCUGCAGUGCCCUACAAUAGUGACAGAGGAAGAUCGAAUCAAACACGGUACUAAGAAGGCUCAUCGGUUCUAUGUCGACUCUCGAACGGGCUAUCUCUAUUGCCAGAUGUGCGACGACUUGAUUUGGGAUCCCACUUUCGAGGAGCUCAGAAUCCGGAAAAUGGGGACGGCCUCGUUUUGGAGCAAGCGAGAUCGAAAACGGAAAUAUGAAGAGCCUGCUGAUCCCGUCAAGGAUGAUCCAAAGUACAUCACCUCCAACACAACCACCCCCUCAUGUCGGGCCAACGGCCUUCGGGGAAUCUACAAUGCCGGCGCAACUUGCUACCAGAAUGUUAUCCUACAAUGCUUCCUUCAUAAUCCCCUCCUUAGGAAUUUUUACCUGAGAGACGGGCAUACUAACUGCAAUGUACCGCAUUGUCUAAGUUGCGCCAUGGAUGAUAUAUUCCAAGACUUCUACGCCGUGGAAAGCACCAACGGAUACACCGCGGCAAACAUACUUUCGGGUUUUUGGAUUUCCGACAAGAAGGCGUUCGAAAACCUUGUAACGACCAAGGAGCAGGACGCUCAUGAGUUCUUUCAGUUCCUCGCGGAGGAGCUUCACGAACGCAACGGCGACGGAAAGAGGCCCGAAGUUGGAAGCGAACACAGCUGCAACUGCGUCAUUCACCAAAUCUUCUAUGGCAAGAUGCUCACCACAACUACUUGCCAGAAGUGCAACACCUCAACCGACGCUGUGCAAUCCUUUCUAGACCUUAGCCUUGGACUGGAAUCAUUGUCGCAAAAGCGGAAGAAAGGAGACCCCAAACCCCUAACGCUUCGCGAAUGUCUCGACGCUGAAUACAUUAAAUCCGACAAGUGUGAAUAUCGCUGUCAAGAAUGCAGGACCUCGCAGCAAGCGAGGCGACGCACGAGCAUAAAAUGUCUUCCAAAUGUCCUCGCUAUCCAUCUCAAGCGGUUCGAAUUUAAGCAUGGCCGGCAUGAGAUCGCUCCGUCUAAAAUUGAAACCCCCGUCCAAUUUCCCCUCGAAAUGAACAUGCUCCCUUACACCAGCAAAGGCCGUGACCUUGGUCUUCAAAAUCAUCAGCUACAUAACUACCCCGAGCUAGCACGAGCACACGAGUAUGAUCUUGUCGGCGUUGUCGUGCAUGUGGGAAGUAUUGACACUGCUAACCCAUAG
Messenger RNA from Scedosporium apiospermum, 1419 nucleotides. RefSeq lists its product as uncharacterized. The record is from RefSeq and is a predicted model, not a curated record. The coding region runs from base 1 to 1419 and encodes 472 amino acids. The transcript has 6 exons. Lineage: Eukaryota; Fungi; Ascomycota; Sordariomycetes; Microascales; Microascaceae. Gene Ontology annotation, cellular component: nucleus; cytosol. Gene Ontology annotation, molecular function: cysteine-type endopeptidase activity; cysteine-type deubiquitinase activity.